UCACCGUCACCGUCCUCGGUGUGUCGGUGUGUGUGAGAGUGUGUGUGUGUGAGUGUGUGUGUGGGGGGGAGGCGUCCUCUCAACCCAACCCGAGUCUGGACUCUCGUCGGCGGACUCGUUCAUCGCCAGGUCGAGGAGAGAAGAGAGACUUGAUCUAUAUAUUGACCGUGUCCUCUUCCUCCUCUUCCUCUUCCUCCUCUUCCUCCUCUUCCUCUCCGUGGUAUGCGGAUCUGGGAGCGACCAUGUUGAAAGAAACCAGCCACCAGGUCUUUUGGUUUCCGACGAAGCCUGCGAGUGACGACGGGGUCGAUCAGCUGGUUUGAUGAGCUGUUGUUAUUACGCCAUCGACACUAUGCAGCUCCGAUGAGUCGACGCUCGACGUUUCAGGCAGGUGAUUAAAGGAGAAGCCGGCUGCUCUUAUUCCAGUUGGAGAGGAAUUCACCACCACGGAGGGAAAAGCAGAAUGAAAGUGCCUCUGCACCACUGACGAGCACAACUGGAAUGAUAUCUUGACCCUUUUUUUUUUCCUUUUCCUGGAAGUUACCAAGUGAGCGAUGAGCGGGGGGAUAUAAUGGCCAAGAACAAGGAUGCGCGGCCCCCGACAUUUGCCGUCAGCGUGGUUGGCCUCUCGGGGACGGAGAAGGAGAAGGGAAACUGCGGCGUGGGCAAGUCCUGCCUGUGCAAUCGGUACGUGCGUCCCAACGCGGACAGCUACUACUCGGAGCACACUUCGGUGCUGAGCACCAUAGACUUUGGCGGUCGCGUGGUUAACAAUGACCACUUCCUCUACUGGGGGGAGGUGUCCCAUCGAGGGGACGACGGGUUGGACUGUAAAAUCCAGGUCAUCGAGCAAACGGAGUUCAUCGACGACCAGACGUUUCUUCCCCAUCGGAGCACGAACCUGCAGCCGUACACCAAGCGGGCGGCGGCGACCAAGCUCCAGUCGGCGGAGAAGCUCAUGUACAUCUGCACGGACCAGCUGGGCCUGGAGCAGGAUUUUGACCAGAAGCAGAUGCCCGACGGGAAACUGAACAUCGACGGCUUUGUGCUCUGCAUCGACGUGAGCAAGGGCUGCAACAGGAGGUUCGACGACCAACUUAAGUUUGUGAACAGUCUCUACUCUCAGAUGGUUAAGUCGAAGAAGCCGAUUGUCGUCGCCGCCACGAAGUGCGACGAAUGCGUGGACCAGCACCUGAGGGACCUGCAGAUCUUUGUUGCCAGCAAGAAAAACCUGCUGCUGAUCGAGACGUCGUCGCGCUCCAACAUCAACGCGGAGCUCUGCUUCAAUGCCCUCAUCCAGCAGCUGGACAAAACCAGGGGGAAACCAAAAACUGUGCCAUAUCUCGAGGCCUAUAAAAUCCAACGGCAGCUUGUUGCCUCACUAACGGACAGAUAUGAGAAGUUGAUGGUGCACACGGUGAGGGAUUACCACACCACAUGGAAAACAGUGAUCAACAGCAUGAAAGGCCAAGUCGACUACGACGAGUUCAUCACUUUGGAGGGUUCAAGAAAAGCACGCAUCAUGUUCACAAAGCACAUUGCACAACUGAAACAGGAGCACAUCAAGAGGAGGAGGGAGGAGUACCUGACAACACUACCGAAAACACUUAACAACCUCCUCAACAACCUGGAGGAGGUGGAACACCUUACGUGGCCCGAGGCGCAGAGUGUGAUCCGGAACCGGCACGACUUCCAGUACUGGUUUGUGAUCCUUGAGCGCACGCCGUGGGAUGAGUCGGACCACAUCGACAUCAGCGAUCGCAGGAUACCCUUUGACCUCCUAGACACGCUCGACGGCGAGAGGAUCUACCGUAGCCACGUCCAGCACCUGCUGUCGGAGAAGAGACGGGUGGAGAUGAAAGAGAGGUUCAGGAAGACGCUGGACAGGGUCCACUUUAUCAGUGCAGGGCAGCCCUGGGAGGAAGUCAUGUGCUUCGUCAUGGACGACGAGGCCUACAAGUAUAUCACAGAAUCAGAUAGGAGGGAUGUUUACUGUAAACACCAGCAGGAAAUAGUUGAAAGGGCCAAGGAGGAUUUUCAGGAAAUGCUCUUUGAGCACGCCGAGCUCUUCUACGACUUGGAUCUGAACGCCACGCCCAGCUGUGACAAGAUGAGCGAGAUUCACUGUGUGCUGAACGAGGAGCCAAGAUACCGAGCGCUGCAGAAGCUUGCCCCAGACAGAGAGUCUCUGCUGCUCAAACACAUUGGCUUUGUGUACCACCCCACGAAGGAGACCUGCCUGAGUGGGCAGAACUGUGUCGACCUGAAAGUGGAGGAGGUUUUGUCAAACAGACUGGUGCAGCUGGACCACGGGCGCUCCAAUCUCUACUACAACAGUGCCAACAUCGAUAAAAUCAACCUCUGCCUCCUGGGAAGGGAGGGUCUCUCACAGGAACUGGCCAAUGAGAUCCGGGCCCAGUCCACGGACGACGAGUACACCCUCGACGGUAAAAUCUACGAGCUGGAGCUUCUUCCCGUGGACGUCAACUCCACCCUGCUCUUCAGCCACACAUGGGUCACCACUUUCAAGCCACACGGCUGCUUCUGUGUGUUCAACUCCAUAGAGUCUCUCAACUGCGUCGGAGAUUGCAUUGGCCGGAUCAGAGCGGAGAUAGCUCAGAGUCGGAGGGAUAGGUUCGCUCAGCCGCUGCCGUUCAUUCUCAUCCUGGCAAAUCAGAGGGACAGUGUUUGCAAAAACAUCCCCAUCCUGAGGCACCAGGGCCAACAGCUGGCAAACAAGUUGCAGUGCACCUUUGUCGACAUCCCCUCCGGCGCCUUCCCGCGCAAGUUCACAGAGUUUCAAGUUAAGCAGGGUCUCCGAGCAGUGCUGGACGGGCUAAAGCACAACAUUGACGUCUUGGCGCCGCUGCCCUCCAUCAAAGACAUGUCAGAGACGGAUCUCAGGAUAGUCAUGUGCGCCAUGUGCUGGGAUCCCUUCAGCGUCGACCUCAUCCUCUCGCCUUUCCUGGACUCGCACUGCUGCAGCGCGGGGCAGCGCGGCCAGAGCAACACGCUGAUCCUGGACAAGAUCAUCGGUGACAGCAGGAGGAGGAUCCAGGUCACCAUCCUCUCUUAUCACUCAGCUAUUGGCGUCCGCAAAGACGAGCUGGUGCACGGCUACAUUCUGGUCUAUUCGGCCAAACGCAAGGCCUCUAUGGCGACCCUGCGGGCGUUCCUUGCUGAAGUCCAGGAUGUGAUCCCCGUGCAGAUGGUGGCGAUCACAGAUAGCCAGGCAGACUUCUUUGAGAAUGACGCCAUCAAGGAGUUGAUGACGGAGGGGGAGCACAUUGCCACAGAGAUUGCUGCCAAGUUCACAGCGCUCUACUCGCUGUCGCAGUAUCACCGGCAGACAGAAGUUUUCACGCCCUUCUUCAACGAAGUGCUGGAGAAGAAGCCGGGCAUCGAGAGCUCCUUCCUGUUGGACAGCUCGUCACGCGAGUGCACCACUGGUGCCAGUGAAGAUGUCUUCCCCACGUCACCCCACAGCCAUUCCCCGGCCUACAACACCUAUUACUUAGAAUCCGAUGAUGAUAACGAAGCCCCCCCACCUUACAGUCCAAUAGGCGAUGACGUCCAGCUUCUCCCCACACCCAGCGAACGGGCCAAGUACCGGAUUGACCUAGAGGGCAACGAGUAUCCAGUCCAUAGCACGCCUGUGGGAGACCAUGAGCGCAACCACAAAGUGCCUCCACCUGUCCGGCCCAAACCACUGCUCCCCAAGCCUAAUGUCAAAAAGCUGGACCCCAACUUGCUCAAAACCAUCGAGGCUGGCAUGCGAAGUAACCGUAGGUUGCAGCGUGGACCGACAACGCACAGCGAGGACGUGGAGACGUCGGACAACUAUGCAGACCCUGUGGACACCUUGUUGAGGUCCAGGGGCUUCCACAACGACGACAUAUACGCCGUGCCCGACGACGCUCACAGCCGUCUGGUCAAAAUCAGAAACUCCUUCGGUGGGUUACACGGUCUCCAUGGAGGGGGAGAGGAAGAGAACGGCUUCGACCCAAAGUCUCAGGCCAGACGGCGGCCGUCGAAAUACAAACACCGCUCUAAGAUCCUGUUCAGUAAGACCAAGGCCUACCAAAGACGGUUCCACUCCGACAGCGAUGGCGAGGAGUCGGGCCCCGCCACACAGAAAAAGAAAAAGGGAAGAGCCCACCGGGGCAGCGAAGAGGACCCGUUACUGUCCCCCGCCGACCCCUGGAAGGGCGGGAUAGACAACCCAGCCAUCACCUCCGACCCCGAGCAGGAGGACAAGAAGAUGAAGAAGAAGAAGACGCCCAAAACAAAGGAACCAAAGAAGCCGAAAUCCUCCAAGCCCACCAAGCCUCUGUACCCCCCCACCCGGAGAACCUGGGAGAGCAACUACUUUGGCGUUCCACUGCAGAACCUGGUGACCCCGGAUCGACCCAUCCCCCUCUUUAUCGACAAGUGUGUGGACUACAUCGAGCGCACAGGUCUGACGACGGAGGGUCUGUACCGGGUCAGUGGCAACAAGACGGACCAGGACAACAUCCAGAAACAGUUUGAUCAAGAUCACAGUAUCGACUUCGUGGUGAUGGACGUGGCGGUGAACGCCGCUGCCGGAGCGCUGAAGGCUUUCUUCGCCGACCUGCCCGACCCACUGAUCCCGUACAGUCUGCACCCGGAGCUGGUGGAGGCCGCAAAAAUCGUGGACUACAUGGAGCGUCUGCAGGUCUUGAGGGAAAUCGUGAAGAAGUUUCCCUCCGUCAACUACCAGGUCUUCAAAUACAUCAUCACGCACCUCAACAGGGUGAGUCAACACAGUAAACUCACGCUAAUGACGGCCGACAACUUGUCCAUCUGCUUCUGGCCGACGCUGAUGCGUCCCGACUUCGAGAACAAGGACACGCUGUCGACCACCAAGCUGAACCAGGCCGUCGUCGAGUCCUUCAUCCUGCAGAGCGACUACUUCUUCCACGGCGGCGAGGUCGCCGAGAGCUCGGGCAGCGAGGGCACGCCGCCGCCGCACCACUGCCACAACAUGGUGGAGGCGCUGCUGCCGCUGCAGCUCCCGCCACCGCUGCAGCCGCAGCAGAUCCAGCACACGCUGCACCCCGACCCGCUCAUAUGAGAGCCCGCAGGAGAGCAUGCUGGGAAACGGAGUCCAGGGUGUUAUUGAUGCUCGCUGCCGACAGAGGUCGUCGCCUGUGAACAUUUGUCACCACGAGACGCGUCGACGAGCGUUUGUCGGAUCGGAACUAAUCUGUGAGAUCUGCUCGAGGUUCAAUCCCGGAUUAGAGUUUAUUACAAUCGGGCGUCACCUUUUGGAUCCGCCCCCUUUUCAUGAUGAAACCGAGACUGAAAACUGUCGACGGACGAACCGAUUGGAUUUGGCACAUAAAGAGAACGACACAAAUCGUCUGGGGAAUUCUGGGAAAUAAAGAUGACCCCUCCCACCUAACUCUGAUGGAAUAGCACACUCUUUAGCCCCUCCCCCCCAACCACCCCACCUCCUGCUCCGAGAUGAGAGAAAAGGGAAAAAUUGAAACUGACGAGUCGCCGCGACUGCAACUCACAUCUGACUGACUCAUUCGCCGUUUCACCAGAUUCAUUCCCAGGAUGUUUUGUCUUCCUGCAGAUGAUUCAAACAUUUCUUCUUCUUUUUCUUCUUCUGUUGCCCUUUCACCCCGAGUUCGGCCAGUGGGAGGAGGCGAGGGGAGGGGUCACCGCCACCGGACACGGAAAAAACAGACGUGAGCGUCGGUGAGCUCCUGUAGAAAAAAACUACGUGGAUUACUCUUUUUUUUUUUUUACUUUGGGAGGAUGUGGGAGAAGACAAAUUGGAAGUGAAAUCGACGUGAUGAACUUUGACCCCCCGUACAGGACGGCACACGCACCAUGUGUUUCAAAGGUCAAAGGUCCCACAAGCUGAGUUAAUGUCUGUUUGAUUUAGUUUAAGUUUUUUUUAUCAUUUUGACAAAUUUACUUCUUGUUUUUUUAUAUAUAUUUUUUGUAACGUCAGAGAGAGAGUGUGUGUGUGUGUGUGUGUGUGUGUGUGUGUGUGUGUGUGUGUGUGU
Scophthalmus maximus (turbot) is the source of this 6041-nucleotide messenger RNA. It is a transcript of the gene arhgap5, whose product is annotated as Rho GTPase activating protein 5. The record is from RefSeq and is a predicted model, not a curated record. The transcript has 8 exons. Bases 572 to 5095 code for a protein of 1507 amino acids. Gene Ontology annotation, biological process: signal transduction. NCBI's taxonomy places the organism in Eukaryota, Metazoa, Chordata, Actinopteri, Pleuronectiformes, Scophthalmidae.